CGCUGUCAUACAUUGACAAUGGCAAGAAGCGCCAUUCCUAUACGAGAUCAUUUCAGGAUGACCCGGAUGGCGUUUUAAAGAUCUGUACAGUGGCCCACGGCUCUGAAUGGAUGUGAAACGAAAUGUGGAAAGUCUUACGAGCGAGGGGAAGGGUAGUGCAAGUCAGGUCAGCAAAGAUCGCCGUUAGAGAAUAGCUGAGAGGAUGCUCAGCUAUUUCAAAAUGGCCGCGCCCACUGAGUUGGCUAGAUGACAGCUUUGCGUAAGAGGAAUGAUGGCAGUGGACACCGGCAUACUCAUAUGAACAGCAACAAUAGAAAUGUGUUCUGUUAGUUGCUCCAUCCAGCCGAGUUGACUGUGUUUUCCUCUCGGCGUAGCCCAGUAAGCUACAGACCACUGUAUAAUAACUAUUUGCGGUGUCUGUGAGUAGCACUACUUAUUACAUCGGUAUAUAAGUACACCAAUUUAGCUCUCCUCGCACUGCAGAAAAAAAUUACGGAAACAUAAGAGAUAAUACAGAAGUUAAGUGGAAUUUCCGCACGCACUUGAGAUAAGGAGGAAGCGACCGCAAGUUAUUCUCACCGUAAAAGGCAUUGCUAGCUUAUGUUUUGUCAUAUCUCGUUGUCCUUACGCACUACAAUUGCAUCUCGUAACCCUGUACAUACGAAUGGGUAGUUUAACAAUAACAGCGUCGAUUAAUGACGUCAAGUGCUAGAACCUGCCGAAUCGUUGAAGCUGCCGCGGUCUUCGGCUAAUUGAGUCGAAAAAGAGAAAGCCACACCGUAUCCUGGCAGGCCUACUGAUUGAGGAAACCUUCCUUGAGCUCAGGGGAACUGAAAACAAAAACAAGCUCGCUCGAUCGACAUUGACCGUUAUUAAGGAAAGAAAGGCAUCGCCUUUGCUUAGACCUGUGGAUCGAAGCAGAUGAGGCCAGUAACAGUGCAGGCUGACGAAGUAGUAAUGGCGCGCAUCAGGGGCACGUUGAACUGACAGGCUGAUCGCUGUCUGUUGGCUGUUCGUUCGUCAACGUCGACAGAAAGCGUAGCGCUUACUGAUUCGACAAAAGCUCACUCGAAUCAUAAAAGAGAAGUGGGCAAAGAGGCAACGCUCGCAUACUCGAGACAAGAAAAAGAAAAAAAGAGUGGUAAGCUUGCAAACGAAUUCCAGUGCUCAUUGGUAAUGCUUUGUGACCGAGACGAUGCUUCUUUGAAGUAGUGAGUGUACGGUGGUACGCCUUGGUGUUGAAGCGAUAUAUUUUAAAUACAGAAGGAACGGCAGGCGCUUCCCGCUUGUUAUUGUCUCUACGGUUAACUUUGCAGCGAAUAAGAAAUGGUCUUAUAUCAUGACUUGUCGUUGGUGCUUAGUGCCUCGUCCAGUUCUAAGGCGUAGUCUAUUAAGCUAACUAUUAGGGCCGCCAACUGUUGCUAGCAAGUGCUGUCAUGGUCGCUAGUAAUAAUAAUAGUUAUCGUACUUACUGUUGUAAUUUCGUUAGUACCAAUAAAGAGACCAUAAAAGCUGUUUUUAGUAAUCGCCGAGUUGCUAAAUCUGCCAUACGCGAAAAAAUUAGUGGUUAUUGAUCAAACGCGUAUUUACGUGAAGCUUGCAGUGUAGAAAGCACCACACAAAGCUGACUGUGCUCUGUAAAUGAAUAGAAACAAGACAUGCUAGUGCCAAUCAACCGUGUGAUGACCAUCUGACGUAAAGGAUCUGUUCCGUACUGAUUUGUUUUUACAACCUAGUUCAACAGAGUUUUAGUGGCAGCAGGACAACAAAUUAAAGUCAUUUCUCACAAUCACGGGUCGCAAGCUGUCCUAGAUGUCAUGAUAAAACACUGCUCUAAAUGUCAAUUUCCCAGCGGCGAAGUUCGGGAUGGUUGUGUCUAUAUUAGGUCACCAGAGCGAAAGAAAGCAGAAUAUUAAGACGAGAUAAAAUUAAGGAAGCAGCCAGUAAGUGCGACUUAUAUUUGAAACACUUUUUAGGAUGAAGAUCUACGUCAAACAGUUAGUGGCAUUGGCAGUGUCAAAGGCCCCCCCAGACCGCGCCGGUUGGCUGCUAAAGCGUGGCGAAGUCAACAAGAACUUCCAAAAGAGAUGGUUUGUGCUACGAGGAAAUUUGUUGUUUUACUUUGAGCGACCAGAACGGGAACCUGUCGGUCUGAUUGUGUUAGAAGGUUGUUCAAUAGAACUAGCCGAGUGCUCUGAAACCGAAAGAUAUGCUUUUUUGAUUAUCUUUCAUGGGCAAGGCGUGCGAACAUACACACUGGCAGCAGAUUCUCAGGAAGAUAUGGAGGGAUGGAUGAAAGCGUUAUCUUGCGCCAACUAUGAUUUUCUGCGCAACACAGUGGCCGAACUGCAAAGGCAAAUCGAUGAGAUCCGCUCCUCCUCAACGCAGCCUGAACAAUCAGGAGCGGUGACUUCAUCACAUUCGCCCUUGGGACCGGCGCUCGAGAAGUCGCUUAGUAAGUCGAUUACCGUAUCCUCGGCGCCUACAGUGCUCGAUAUCAAACCUAGCGCUCCGUUACGCAAAAAAAAUUCAGCCUCAAAACAAUCACAGCCGCCGGCUGUGAUCGAAUUCAACCCGUUUAACUACGAGUCAGCUACGGCCACUCAGCAGGCGACGAGAACACCCGUAACAUUCAGUGAACUGCACGCGAGAUACGCCAAUCAAAUCCAACAGGUAGGGCACAUAAUUUUCUGGUAUGUUUUUGUCGUUACCAAUUUGUUAUCCAGGUACUGAAUAACCUGCACGAAUUUCUUUCCCCCACUUCCACAGUUUAUGAGAUCCAUGCGAGUAUUCUUCUUAUAUGUAGAAGCUUGCUUUUAUUUUAAAACGACGUGCAGUAUCUAACGACGAAUCGUAAGCGGUUUCAAAAUGAGGAAAGGUCAUCUCUGUCACUAACAAACAAGUCUAUUCUAGUAGACAACAAGCACGCGAAGUACGUCUAUGAAGGUGGAGCAUAUUGAGGAUUGUCUUUUAUAUUUCAGGUUCUAAGCUGUCGACUCAUCCAGUUGUGAUGGCAGGCUGUUUGCGAACUCGAGCUAUGCAGGCGUGCCUGUGCACAAAUAUUUAGAACAAACAAUUUUCGGCGGGAGAUCCUAAUCUACUACUCCGUUUUAGCAGUACGACCACCUGCGGUUAGUGUUUUUAAUCUAAGCAGCGGAGUCGCUUUGGCGGACGGUGCAGAUCUGAAAUGUCUGGGAAGUUUGCAAACUUCGCCGAAACGCAUUCGUAAGAAAAAACGCUAUUGGUUAUAAAAGGUAUCAAUGAUAUUAUAAAUAAGAGUACUCAUCGUUUUAUCCAUGUCUACAACUAGUGUUACUCCCACUACACACAAACACAGUAAAUUUUUGCAUACCCUACUUGAUUUUGUCGUGUUUUUAUCGCUUUAUUUGGUUUAAUCAAAUAUAUCCUCAAAUAAUUCUUGCUACGUAUAAGGUACUUAUAAAUCCGCCCUGGUAUAAAGGUUUCUCUGAAUUACCUCGGUAUAAUUUUUUAAACUUCUGCGAAAUAGCUGCGAAUAGUAUACGUUUUAGAACUCUGAAGUGAGUUCAUAAUGAUAUCACGGCUUAACUGUCUAUCAUUAUGUGACGAUCGUUUCGCGAUACGCUGUUCUGGCUUCAUUCAAAGCGCCGUUGAUCUCGAUCUCGAUUCAAUAAUGUACGUCAGAGGCAGCAGUAAAGGUUGAAGAUAACAAUAUAAAAAAAAAGUAGAUUGUGGAUCGCUGUCCGAACGCGAGAAUCAAAGCGACGUGUAAAUAGAUUAAAAAUAGGUAAUAUCGCAUAAACCAGAUUGAGCAUAUACUGCGUUGACCAGCAACUUUAGCAACGACAAAUACCACUAAUCAUCUUAUUGUUAAUUGUAUGCUCGUAUUGCAAUAUAAUAAAAAAAUAAAAACAAAAACUGCGAUUGCCAAAACCAGUAAUCUGGAAAGAUGCAUAACCCUCACAUGAUGCACUUUUUCAGUCGGGUUCGAUUCUAAUAUUCUCUUCUGUUUCGAGAUAGAAAUGACAUUGAGGUACACACGACAACAUAAUCCGCGUUGCCAGUUGCGAUAACAUCGUUCUAUAUAUGUACAUACAGAUCUAAAAAUAACCAAUAAAUUGAUACAACGACAUGAGCAAUAUACAAAGUAUAGGAUCCUGCUUAAAUCGCGUCUCACGUGUUUAAAGUAACUCGUUUAACCAGGAAGUCACCAGCUAGGGAAGUUUUGCGCGAUAUAGCAAAAGGCACAGCUGGGUACUUUUUCAUGAAGCGAAAGCCUGCGAUGUGUACGAUCAAAUAAGGUUAAUGGUGUUUUUAGUCAUAAUGUAACGCUACGUGGGACUCAACGGCGUGGAGACAUACAGAUGGCUAUAUUUUAACUGGAGCUUAACCGUGUGGUUGAGGUAAUGACUUCAGCCGAAGCUUAAGGAGUGCACGGAAAAAUGUCGCUUCAGUAUAUUUCUCAUUUUUGCUUGUUUAUUAGAGUCACGGGUGUCGAAGAACUGAAACAUUACUAUAGGAUAAAUCAGCUAGAGGAAAAUGAAUGUUCGAUACCGGAUGCAAUACCAUUAACUACCUGAGACAUUAAUGAAUGUACAAAAUAAACACCUUCUAGUCUUUAACGUUACCUUUAGUACUACUAUGUAAAUACGAAAAAAUAAAGUAUUAAUGUCCAAUUUAAGUGAGUUUUUUCUCGAUAAUUGAAAUAUUUUAGUAUAAUUUUAAGUUAACACGUUUCUUUCGCGGCAUUGUGAAAAUAAGUAGGCGGGAUACCGUCAGCACAGAAACAUAGUGCUCCGCUAGAAAUAUAGAAAUGAAAUGUUUGCUUCUCUUCACAAUGUGUUCAAAUUUAAUGAGAUAAAGAUAUAUAAUUUUUUUAAAUUUAAACGCCCGCUUUUACGUCAAAUUACGUCAAAACUAUAAGCUAGAUCGCAACAGAGAAAUGUUUUAAUAGCAACUUACUCGACUCUAGAACAAUAGAGCAUUGCCAUCUUACGCCCGUGUGGAAAACUU
Molecule: messenger RNA, 4992 nt
Organism: Varroa destructor (honeybee mite)
Lineage: Eukaryota; Metazoa; Arthropoda; Arachnida; Mesostigmata; Varroidae
Product: sesquipedalian-1-like
Biological process (GO): receptor recycling; endosome organization; retrograde transport, endosome to Golgi
Cellular component (GO): early endosome; trans-Golgi network; recycling endosome
Source: RefSeq, a predicted model, not a curated record